This is a messenger RNA of Orbicella faveolata, 500 nucleotides long. RefSeq lists its product as uncharacterized. The record is from RefSeq and is a predicted model, not a curated record. NCBI's taxonomy places the organism in Eukaryota, Metazoa, Cnidaria, Anthozoa, Scleractinia, Merulinidae.
AUGAAAAGUUCAUGCUUGGGGGGCAAGGCCUUAAUGUGGAGUGCUGUCUGUUCUGUACAGUUUUAAGAGCCUGCGACUGUGACUUAGGACCACAUGAAGUCUGCUUAGAACAUUUCCAGCAAAUAAAGGCAAACAUUGGCGGAUUCACUGGUCUACGAGAUGAUCUCACAUGCCUUCUUGAUGAAGAUUUAUCUUCAAUGAGUCUCUGUGCGCUGCAUUGUGAGAUGCGAAAUACAGAACAGCUAUUGAAAAGUAUUGGCCUGCUCGCUCACAAGAUUGGCUCCCUGCAAGAGUGCAAUGAGGAACUUUCCCAAUACGGCCCCUCAAAUUUUAAGGGGGAUAGAAUCUCUGUUAAACUUAAGCAGGGGCAACAAACUGCUGCUGGGAGACACAACAUUUCUGUUGCUUCAUUCUCAGGCUAGACCAAUUUAUUUUUAGGUUAAUAAGCUUAUCAUCAGCAGCUGUUUAUAAUCAUAUAAAUUUAAUGAAACUUCACCAUA